AUGGAGAAAAAGGAGAAAGUUACAUUGACCACUAGUGAACAGAUAUUGGAGAAAUCUGCUAAGGGUGCUACAUUCUUGAUGAUGGGCCAAUUCUUCACAAAGCUGGUAACUUUUUUCUUAAACAGUUUAUUAGUACGAUUUUUGUCACCAAGAAUCUUUGGUAUAAUUGCGUUCUUAGAGUUUAUUUUGGGGACCAUCUUGUUCUUUAGUAGGGAAGCCAUUAGACUAUCUACUUUAAGAAUUAAAGAGAAUACUUCAGAUUCGAGUAUAAGCGUAAGUAAUGAAAAAACCAUUGUUUUGCAAACUGCAGUAAACUUCGCUCAUAUUCCAAUUUGGAUCGGUAUUCCUCUUUCGAUCGUAUUGAUUACUUGGCAAUACACAAAUGUAAAUGCAUAUUUCAUUUCACUACCACACUUCCAAUUGUCAAUCUUUUUAAUUUGGAUAAGUAUCAUUAUUGAGCUAUUGAGCGAACCCUUUUUUGUCGUUAAUCAAUUUAUGUUGAACUAUGGUCUUAGAUCGAGAUUCGAAGGUAUCGCUGUUACAAUGGGUUGUGUCAUUAACUUUACUGUCGUAUAUGCUUUUGAAAAAAAAUGGUACUCGCUGGAUACCGACGAUUUAGAGGUUAGCAAGGAAGGUAUUGCUAUCUUGGCGUUUUCAUUGGGGAAAUUGGCUCAUUCGAUAACGUUACUCUUAUGUUAUUCUUACCAUUAUAUGAGGGAAUUCGCGCCAAAGAAUAUGUUCAAAUUAAGAUUAACAAAAAUCAGUAUUCCUGGUUCCAAACAACAAUCGUAUUAUUUCCAAACUGAUAUCUUGGAACAUUUUAAAAAAGUUUACUUCCAAAUGUGUUUUAAACAUUUGUUGACAGAAGGUGAUAAAUUGAUUAUAAAUUCAUUAUGUACUGUCGAGGAACAAGGUAUUUAUUCUUUAUUAUCCAAUUAUGGUUCCUUGGUAACAAGAAUGGUUUUUGCUCCCAUUGAAGAAGCGUUGCGUUUAUUCUUGGCAAGAUUAUUAUCAAAUACUCGCAAUUCUAAAAAUUUAAGAUUAUCUAUGGAGGUUCUAGUGAACCUGACCAGAUUUUAUUUAUAUCUGUCACUAUUGAUUAUUAUUUUUGGUCCCGUCAACUCAUCAUUUCUACUACAAUUUAUUAUUGGUCUAAAAUGGUCCACAGUUACUGUCAUGGACACCAUAAGAGUCUACUGUUUUUAUUUACCAUUUUUAUCAAUCAAUGGUAUAUUUGAAGCCUUCUUCCAGAGUGUUGCCUCAGGUGAUCAAAUUUUAAGGUUCUCUUAUUUAAUGAUGUUCUUUUCAGGUGUAUUUUUGUUAAACUGCUGGAUAUUUAUCGAAUACCUUGAUCUUUCAGUCUCAGGUCUGAUAAUAAGUAAUAUCAUUAAUAUGUCAUUGCGUAUCUCAUACUGUGGGUGGUUUAUUCAUAAAUUUUACAAAGAAUUGUAUAAUGAAUCUUCUUUCCUCAUUAAUUUCCAAAAUUUGAUUGCAGUGAUGUUUACAGGCCUCUGUAUAAGUGGUCUAAACUGGUGGUUCAUCGGUUAUGUCAAAACAUUCAAACAAUUAUUUCUGAAUAUCGCAUUUGCCAGUGCAUUGUUAAUUUUAAUCUUAUAUAAGGAAAGAAAUGCCAUCAAACAAUUUUUAAGCAAAGAAAAGACUACAGAAUCAAAACAAGUUUAG
This is a messenger RNA of Vanderwaltozyma polyspora DSM 70294, 1683 nucleotides long. RefSeq names its product glycolipid translocation protein (gene RFT1). The transcript has a single exon. The record is from RefSeq and is a predicted model, not a curated record. Lineage: Eukaryota; Fungi; Ascomycota; Saccharomycetes; Saccharomycetales; Saccharomycetaceae. Bases 1 to 1683 code for a protein of 560 amino acids. Gene Ontology annotation, cellular component: endoplasmic reticulum membrane. Gene Ontology annotation, biological process: glycolipid translocation; dolichol-linked oligosaccharide biosynthetic process.